Molecule: messenger RNA, 765 nt
Organism: Diaporthe citri
Lineage: Eukaryota; Fungi; Ascomycota; Sordariomycetes; Diaporthales; Diaporthaceae
Exons: 3
Coding region: 1-765 (254 amino acids)
Source: RefSeq, a predicted model, not a curated record
AUGCUUCAUAUAUUAUCUUGUAAUAUCGCUGAGGCCGUCAUCAUCGACUGCCCGACCAGUAUCGCAGCCACACGGGACCUGGCUGGGUGGAUCAAGGGCACACUGCCCGCAGGCUGUGCCCUGAAGCUGUUCCUGGCGACGCACGCGCACGGCGAUCACUUCUUCGGCUUCCCGGGCGUAGAGGUCCAGUAUGCCCCGGAGCUCUACGAGGGGUUGCGGAAGGUCGGGUUCCCGCCGUCUCCGUCCGGCACCGGCCUCCCUGAGCGGCGGGUCGAUUUCCGGCCCCUUCCCGAAUUCAACCAGAUCGACCUGGGCGACGGGCAGGUCAUCAAAGUGCACGACAUUCAGCACGCCGGUACGCACUACUCCUCCUACGCCCACGUGCCCGGCCUCGAUUUCGUUGUGGCGGGCGACAUUGUCUACAACGGUGACUGUUAUCAGUACCUGGCGGAAGCGAACACCACGGAGAGACGAGACAAGUGGAUUAGGGCUGUCUCCGAGAUCGCUUCCCUGGACCCGAAGAUUGUUAUUCCUGGGCACUCGUUCCAUGUCCGCACUGGGCCGGAUGUGCGGUACGCGAGGGCGAUGCUGGAGAGCAACAGUGAGUAUAUCAGAGGGUUUGAGGAGGAGCUUGCGAAGGUCAGUGAUGCUGCGGAAUUGUUCCAGUUGAUGAGGAGGCGAUUUAACCGGUGGAAUCUGUGGAUCUUGAAGCAGAGCUGCGAGGCAGCUUUCGGAGUGGGUGCUUUGUGUCCCAGUGAGGUCUAA